Molecule: messenger RNA, 3641 nt
Organism: Manis pentadactyla (Chinese pangolin)
Lineage: Eukaryota; Metazoa; Chordata; Mammalia; Pholidota; Manidae
Gene: CNNM4
Product: cyclin and CBS domain divalent metal cation transport mediator 4
Exons: 8
Coding region: 10-2400 (796 amino acids)
Biological process (GO): magnesium ion homeostasis; magnesium ion transport
Cellular component (GO): plasma membrane
Molecular function (GO): sodium ion transmembrane transporter activity; magnesium ion transmembrane transporter activity
Source: RefSeq, a predicted model, not a curated record
CGGAGCAACAUGGCGCCGGCGGGCGGGGAAGGGCGCCCGGGUGGCGGGCCGGCCCGAGGGCGCCUCCUCCUGGCGGCGCUGGUGCUGCCAGUGCUGCUCUGGGCGCGGGGGGCCCGCGGCCAGGGCGACCCUCAGCGGGGCACGAUCCUGGGCAUGAGGCUGGCGAGCUGCAACAAAUCGUGCGGGAUGGGCUCGGAUGGCAUCAUCUUCGUGUCCGAGGGCAGCACAGUGAACCUGAGGCUGUAUGGCCAGAGGCUGGGCUCUAUCUCCAGCGACCUGAUCUCCUUCACCGAGUUGGACAACUCCGAGGCCAUCCACAACUCCACCAGCUGCCCCGAGCUCACCAAGGACCUGGUGGUCCAGCAGCUGGUCAACGUGAGCCGCGGGAACACGUCUGGGAUGCUGGUGGUACUCACCAAGUUCCUCCGGAGGAGCGAGAACGUGAAGCUGUAUGCACUGUGCACCCGGGCCGGAGUGGACAGGCCCUGGCAGCGGUGGAUGGACAAGGACUCGCUGCUCCUCAUGAGAGAGGAGACUGUGAGGGUCCUGCCCCUCUGGCUGCACAUUCUUCUCAUCUUGGUGCUGCUGGUGCUGUCGGGAAUAUUUUCUGGCCUAAACCUGGGGCUUAUGGCCCUAGACCCCAUGGAGCUGCGCAUCGUGCAGAACUGUGGCACUCAGAAAGAGAGGCGCUAUGCCCGCAAGAUCGAGCCCAUCCGGGUCAAGGGCAACUAUUUGCUCUGCUCGCUGCUUCUGGGAAACGUGUUGGUCAACACCUCUCUCACCAUCCUUCUAGACAACCUCAUUGGGUCCGGUAUUGUGGCCGUGGUCUCCUCCACCAUUGGCAUUGUCAUCUUUGGGGAGAUAGUACCGCAGGCCCUGUGUUCCCGACAUGGGCUGGCUGUGGGUGCCAACACUAUCGUUCUCACCAAAUUUUUUAUGCUACUCACCUUUCCCCUCAGUUUCCCCAUUAGCAAACUCCUGGACUUUUUUCUGGGCCAGGAGAUUCACACUGUUUACAAUCGGGAGAAGCUGAUGGAGAUGUUGAAGGUGACAGAGCCCUAUAAUGAUCUCGUGAAAGAGGAGCUAAAUAUGAUCCAGGGUGCCCUGGAACUACGGACCAAAACCGUGGAGGAUAUCAUGACCCAGCUCCAAGACUGCUUCAUGAUCCGCAGCGAUGCCAUCCUGGACUUCAACACAAUGUCUGAGAUUAUGGAAAGCGGAUAUACCCGCAUCCCGGUGUUUGAAGACGAGCACUCCAAUAUUGUAGAUAUUCUCUAUGUUAAAGAUUUGACCUUCGUAGACCCCGAUGACUGCACCCCCCUCAAGACCAUCACCCGCUUCUACAACCACCCAGUGCACUUUGUCUUCCAUGACACCAAGUUGGAUGCCAUGCUGGAGGAGUUCAAGAAGGGGAAGUCCCACCUGGCCAUCGUGCAGAAGGUGAACAACGAGGGUGAAGGUGACCCCUUCUAUGAGGUGCUUGGCCUGGUCACCCUGGAGGAUGUCAUUGAGGAGAUCAUCAAGUCGGAGAUCCUUGAUGAGUCCGAUAUGUACACUGACAACCGAAGCCGGAAACGGGUAUCUGCGAAGAACAAACGCGACUUCUCAGCCUUCAAGGAUGCUGACAAUGAACUCAAGGUGAAAAUCUCACCUCAGCUACUUUUGGCUGCUCAUCGCUUCCUGGCCACAGAGGUUCCCCAGUUUAGCUCCUCCGUGAUAUCAGAAAAAAUACUGCUUCGGCUGCUCAAGUACCCAGACGUCAUUCAGGAACUCAAGUUUGAUGAGCAUAACAAGUACUACAGCCGCCAUUACCUGUACACCCGAAAUAAACCUGCUGACUACUUCAUCCUCAUCCUGCAGGGGAAGGUGGAGGUGGAGGCUGGGAAGGAGAACAUGAAGUUUGAGACGGGCGCCUUUUCCUACUACGGGACCAUGGCCCUGUCCUCGUCCCCCACUGUGCCUUCAGCCCAGGUCAGGUGUCCGCCUGGCAAGCGGAACUCCUUGCUCUCCUGGCUCGCAGACCGCUCCCCGUCCCACCCCACCCUGCUCAGUCGCUCAGCCUCCCUCAGUUACCCAGACCGCACGGAUAUCUCGAGCUCAGCUCCCUUGGCAGGCAGUGGCAAUCAGUUUGGCAGCUCCAUCCUGGGCCAGUAUGUCUCUGACUUCAGCGUCCGGGCACUCAUGGACCUGCAGUACAUUAAGAUCACCCGACAGCAGUACCAGAAUGGGCUGCUGGCCUCACGCAUGGAGAACUGCUCUCAGUUUCCCCUGGAUGGGUGCACCAUCUGCGCAGAGAACCUGGUGGAGAAGCCUGAGCUGCCCGUGGUGGAUGAGACCACAACUCUCCUGAACGAGUGCAACUCUUUGCGGCAUAAAGCCUCCCACGAGAGUGCCAUCUGACAGGAGGGCCUGGGAUCCCCCGCCAGCCCCGCGGGGGCCUCCCCAGUGGGCCCAUGUGAAGAUAGGGAGCCUGUUAGGCCAGAAGGGGUACCGACAGCCUGUCUAACUGUCUAACUGAGCAGCCAGAUGGCCCCCAGGCCGUGGUGGAUCUGGCCUCUGACGGGGACCUCUGAACAGCUCCAUGGUGGCGCCACACAGACCUGGACUGGUAGGGUGGUAGGCCAGCCACCAUGAAUGAGCAAGGCUGUUUUUUACUGAGACAAUUUCUAAACUAGGCUCAUUGCUCCUCUUUUUAAAUACCAUUUGGGGACUGGAAGACAGGGUUAAGGAACUUUAUUUUAAAAACAACUUUUUCUUUUUCCCACAAAAACUUUAAAAGGGGUAGGGUUUCUCACCUUGGGAAGCAAUAGCCAUAAUCUGCUCCCAGCCGUGCCCUCUGGCUUACAUCCCUGACUCAGGGAGUCCCUCUUCCCUCCUCCUCCCUCAGAGAUGGACUCUCAGAGGCCCGCUGGAGGAGGGCUCUCCCUUGGGAGGAAGACGGUUCUUCCCAGGAAGCAAAUAAUCAAAUACUGCCGAGAACAACUGCCUGGACACGUGCACUGAGACUGGCCUGCCAUUGCUGAGGGUGGGGGAUUGUGGGUAACUGACCAGGGACACUCGCAGCUAUGGGGAGGAGCUCAGCGACUUCCUCAGUCUCAGGAUCCAGGAAUGCCCUAGAACUGACCUCUGCCGGUGAGUUGUGGCUAGGCUGCGGACUCUCACUCCUGUUCCUGUUGGUUUGCCUCCUGUCUGUCCUUUUGGACAACUCCCCUUGUAAUGGGGCCAACUUAAAAGUGUUCGGCAGGGUCUCACACCUUCCAGAUUGCUCAGCCCUGCUCCCCAGGCGCUGUCCUCACCUUUACCAAAGAUUUCCCCUAGGUAGGAGAGCACUGCGCUAGAGGCGACUCAUCUAGGAUACUCCUUUCGGUUCCAAGAGGGAACCUGGUCCUGUGCACCUGCAUUGUUAACAGUUAAUGCCAUCUCCCUUCCCACCCCACUGUGCAGGUCAAGUCUUAGUCAGUGGUCCAUGAAGCCCUACUUUCCAGACUCCCAGCUUCUGAUCCCCAAACCCCAGUGCCUCUUGGGGAUUGAGGACAAGUGGGCAUAUGGAAAACAGCCUGAGCAGGUUCUUCAUGCUCUUGACUCCGUGGCUGAGCUGUCCCUGACCUUGACAACAUACUUGCAGAGCCCGGGACUGGAGG